GGGACGGAGCCGCUUCUCCUGCCGGGUGAGGGUGGCCGCUCAGGGUCGCUGCCUCGGUGCAGCGCGGCGGCUGCUUGCGAGAGCCCGGCCCGGGAGGCGGCGGCGGCGGCAGUUAUAGAUUCAAUAUGCUAUUAAAUGCUGACCAAGUAAACCUAAUUGGACAAGUGUUUGAAUCCUAUGUUUUGGAACAUCACAGGAAUGACAUCUUGCAUAUCUUAAGGGAAAGAGAUGAUGAGGGACACUACCCAGUCAUUGUUGAUGCCCUUACCCUUUUUGAGACCAACAUGGAAAUUGGAGAAUAUUUCAAUGCAUUUCCAAAUGAAGUGCUCCCUAUUUUUGAUAGUGCAUUGCGCAGGGCAGCCAUGACAGCUCUGCAAUCUGCUUCCCAGACUCAUGAUUUUAGCAUUAAGCAGAAUCUUCAUGCCAGAAUAUCAGGUUUGCCUGUUUGCCCUGAGCUAACCAGAGAACGUAUCCCUAAAACCAGAGAUGUGGGUCACUUUUUAUCUGUUACUGGAACUGUUAUUCGUACCAGUCUAGUGAAAGUCCUGGAGUUUGAACGGGAUUACAUGUGUAACAAGUGCAAGCACGUUUUCGUGGUCAAAGCUGAUUUUGAGCAGUACUAUGCUUUCUUCCGUCCAUCAACCUGCCCUAAUGAAGAAGGCUGCAAUUCAUCUAAAUUCACUUGUCUCUCAGGAACAUCCUCUGUUCCCACCAGCUGCAGAGACUAUCAAGAAAUCAAAAUUCAGGAACAGGUUCAAAGGCUAUCUGUUGGAAGCAUCCCUCGUUCUAUGGUGGUUGUCCUGGAAGAUGACUUAGUGGACAGUUGCAAGUCAGGUGAUGACAUCACAGUGUAUGGAGUGGUAAUGCAGAGAUGGAAACCCUUCCACCAGGAUGUGCGCUGUGACCUAGAGAUUGUUUUGAAAGCCAAUUACAUUCAAGUGAACAAUGAACAACUGACAGGGGUUAUAGUUGAUGAGGAGGUUCAGAAGGAAUUUGAAGACUUCUGGGAAAAACAUAAGCGUGAUCCCUUAGCAGGGAGGAAUGAAAUUUUGGCUAGCUUGUGUCCCCAGGUUUUUGGAUUGUAUCUCGUGAAGUUGGCUGUAGCCAUGGUGCUUGCUGGGGGUGUACAAAGGGCUGAUGCUGCAGGAACUCGAGUGAGAGGUGAAUCACAUCUUCUGUUGGUUGGAGAUCCUGGCACAGGAAAAUCUCAGUUUCUCAAAUAUGCGGUAAAGAUUACACCACGAUCUGUGCUUACUGCAGGAAUUGGAUCUACAAGUGCAGGUAUCUGAUGUUCCAGGCUGGCCAAGCAGGGUGUGCUCUUAAUUUUUAUUACAGUUUAUCUGGGAGUCUCCAUCUAAGCAGAGAAGGGUUUUAUGUUUGAGCAGUGAUAUAAGCUACUCUUGAUUGUAUUAAUAUAGUCUCUAGAAAAAAUUGCCAUGGAACUGGACAAGUGAGGGCUGGGAUGGCUCCCUAUAGAUCAUUGGGAAUACAUCAGCCCUGUAGCCAUUUCUCCUGUGGUGGGGACAAACUUGCUUCACCCAGCCCCUCUAGUGGGAUGGUGUGGUAGGAUCUCUGUCAGGGGAUUCUCAUGGAGCCUCCCCCAAAGGAUCAUCCUACUGUUGUUGCUUUUUUGUUGUCCUCCCCCUCCCCCCGCAGAAAAUUAUUCGGGCCUAUAUAUUUUUCUUUUUCUGGCUUUUUUGAUUCUUCCAGAAUGAGUACACACUGUGUGGCUGUUACAUGCAGAAGGAUCAUUCUCUUUCUGCUUAACAGAGACUCCUCCUCUUUUCUCUUCCUCUCCAUAUUUUGGGUGGGUGGCAGGUUGAGAGUCAGUUCUCUGCUGUAAGGCAGUGCCUUGAGCAGCUGAAGCCUUAUCUCGACUCUGAUCCAUAAAGAAACAUCUGAAGAGAAAAUUUUUCCCCCUUAGUAUGCCCCAGAUGGCAGCAAAUGCCAGGGGUUGUUAAGAAUUCUUCCUGAGGGACAGUACAAAGCCUCACUUCCUUCUCCCACCCUUGCAAAUUACACAGUUUGAACAAAGUGCUGUACAAUCAAUAUAUGCAGGAAUCUGUAUAUACCUCAGGAGUAAAGGACAAAGGAUUUCAACUAGUGCAUUUAAUAGAAAUGUGUUUCUCAGACAGUGUUGCUCUUCUUCCAUUUCUAUGACAGGGAAACAGCAUUGUGUUUAAAUGGGAAGAACAAAAGAAUAUCUUUUCCUAGUCCCUUAGCCCUGUUCAUCAUGUGUGUACAACCUAUAUACAGAGGAUUUGUCAUUAAAUACUAUUACUCCUGACUUUAAAAUCAAAAUGUUUGCAAGCCUUUCUACAGGAAGCUACAAGCAUGUUCAUGCUUAGGAUCACCUUGAAUACAUCCAUCAAUAAUAGGAACAGAACAAGCUGUACUUUGGGCUUGUUCAUGUUUCCUCAGGGGACUGGUGUCUCACAGAUAGUGACCUGGACUAAAAACCUUGUAAUCAUUUCUUACAUUAUUGCACCCUCCUUCGGCAGUAAUGAUUAAGUCUGCGAUUUAGUCACAGAAUCCAUGACUUCCAAAGACCUCUGUGACUUCAGCCAGCACCAGCUGGGAGCUGCAGGGUUCCCGCCAGGCAGACCCCCACAGCUCCUGGCCUCUGCUGGUGGCAGGGGGGACCCCCAGAGCUCCGGGCGGCAAGGGAACCCCUGCAGCUCAGAGCUGCCAGUGGAGGGGGGCCUUGGAGCUCUGAGCCCUCAGAGGUGGUGGGGGCCCCUGAAGCUCCCAGCCCGCCCGCAUCUGCCCAGACUCCCCAUUUUGCAAUGGAUAUUUUUAGUAAAAGUGAGGGACAGGUCACGGGUUUCUGUGAAUUUUUCAUUAUUGCCUGUGACCUGUCCAUGACUUUUACUAAAAAUAUCCGUGACAAAAUCUUAGCCUUAGUAAUGAUCUCCCUCAGCCAGCCAAGUUCUUGUACCUCUGCUUUGCCUUGAUCUUCCAGAGCUCUCACUUUCAUUUCCUGCUCCACGUAAGAUGGCUUCCCUGAACACAUGAUCACCAAGGAUGGCUGGAGCUGGGAGUCACUUUAGCAUAAAUGGGGAAACCACACUUGUGAUGCAACAGAACAAGCUGUCCUGGUGUGUAGCGAUGGAGCUCUCUGUGGGUUUCCAGCUCAUUUCUUGCAGGGGGGGGUCUCCAAAAUCCUAAAAUUGCUUUUAGCUCUACAUCAGUGAGGCUUUUAAAAAGAAAGGAAACCCCAUGCUCCCCAAAUUCCACUGCAGGUACAUCACUUUUCCAACUUUAAACUCUUAUGGUAAGGCCCAUUACCAUAAGAGAUAAUGAGGCUCACAUCUGGCUGGCUGUGCAAAUUACAUCUACAUUCACUUCAAAAUCCCUUUACACUGCCAGUGUGGUGUAAAGGCGCCUUAGUGUAAUUGAGAAUAAGACUCUUGUAACACUGCUGAAUAAUAAAAUUACUGAAUAAAGUUCCUUCAAACUUUCUUUGGAUCUUAGAAGCAAUUUAUUUAGAAAAAUAUUAUCCUAAAAGCAAUUUAUUUAAAAAAAAAAACACAUUUAUUGAGCUGUCCAAGUGUAACUUCCAAAUGGAAUGUAUGAGGUAAAACUUUGUUUUGCUGUUGGAAUUUUAUGUUCAAGUAGCUCAACUGAUUUUGCUGGAACUUGUUAGGAAAAAAAUCACCUUUGUAAUAAGAUCAAGCAUUAAAAAUGUAGUUCCUAAAGGACAUAUUUGAGAGACGUGUAUGGUUAAACUGAGGGAGUGUAAAACUGAAAUUGGUACUUUCCUUAACCAUAAUAUAUGAUAUGAUAAUUAAGCAAUGUGCAGCCAAUAUUUUAAAAAUGGGUCUCCUCAAAAAAACUUGCCCUCUUUGCCUUGGGUAGUAUGAGCACUGAGAGAGCCUCUAUCCAUUGCCAUAUUGUUUAGUGCCACUAGGGAUGUCUCUGCACUAUGCCUUGGCCUUGAAAAUCACUUGCGAAGAAUCCAUGAUGUUAGCAAGUGCUACGUGAUGUUGGAGUUUGGGUUCUGAAUGAUUUUGCCUAAGAGUGUGAGGUUGGAGGGGUGACCUGUGUCACAUGUUCGUAUCUGGAUGAUCAGACAGUCUAUUGCAUUGUUCAGGAAGAAAGGAAAAGUUACUUCUCUGAAGAUUUUGAUAAGCUGUUAGUAGUGGACAUAAUUUCUCUUCUGUGACUUUUACCAUGAAUUUGUUUCGCAUAUGGUGUUCCACUAUUUGUAAUGGAUACUAGCAUGUGAUGGGGCCAAAUUCUGUCAGGGCAGCAGGGUGAUUAAUGCCAUCCAGUCCAUCUUCAAAUGUAUGGCCUCAGUAAGUUCCUCUUAAAUACAGUUGAUCUUUUCUGCAAGUUAGGAUAGGAGCUUUUCAGAGCACUCAGUGCUUGGGUCCAGCCUCUGGAUGAUGCAAUCUGGGAUGAUUAGCUAGGUGGAAUAGUUCUGCUGCCAUUUUAUUGUAGCUGUGAUGGUGGUAGACCCAGUUAUUUAGUUUGUUUAAAGGGACAAAAUGCAGUUAGGCAUUGAACUCUUACAAUCUUUCAGUUCAAAUGGGGCACCUAAUUGUCUGUUGUACAUUUGAAAAUCUGAAGGGUUGUUGUUGUUGUUGUUGUGUGUACACUGAGGAAAUAUUCGGAUUUGGAUCAGUUUAUUCACUCGAUGCACUUCCUGCCUUAGGUGGAAAUUUGAUCAAAAGUGUUUGUGUUUAAAAAUGAAGACAAUCUCACAAAUGUCCUGAAACAAUAGAAAUUCUUACUAGUUAGGGCACAUGCAUCCUUACUAAACAAUGUCAGAGGAUAAGAGAAAAUGCUCCCUAUUUUCUUUUAAGUAAUCAAUCAUCAUGGGUUUUACCUUCCUUUAAAAGAAAUAAGUUUUGGAACCUAACAGGUUCACAGUGUCAAUGGUUAUUGCUAAAUACUGAACUAUGUUCUUACCAGGCUGAUUACAAAUGUUAUAUCAGCUAUCCGUGUGCAAAAUCUAUCCACCCUUUUGCCUUGACUCACAUAAUAAGAUUAAUGAGAGGAUUUGGAAGAAUAGCUACAUUGUUAGUCUUAUAAUUAUUAAAUGUCUCAAAUCUGUGCAAUUGGUCUUUAUCUUCAAGGAUGGUAACAGAAUACUUUAUGGUAAGAUCUUCAGGUCAGGUACUGUGUGCGCGCGUGUGUACAGUGGUAUCACAGUGGAGCCUCAAUCUUAAUUUGUGCCUGUGGGUACUACUAUAAUACAAAAAUAAUAAAAUUGUGUAUUGAAAUGUCUUAAACCCAAAAUGUUUUAUGAAGCUACGGUAGGAUGAAGCACUUCAACCUCUUAUUAACUAUCUAAACCGACUACAUGAAUA
Messenger RNA from Mauremys mutica (yellowpond turtle), 5315 nucleotides. It is a transcript of the gene MCM9, whose product is annotated as minichromosome maintenance 9 homologous recombination repair factor. Gene Ontology annotation, cellular component: MCM complex; nucleus. Gene Ontology annotation, biological process: double-strand break repair via homologous recombination. Lineage: Eukaryota; Metazoa; Chordata; Testudines; Geoemydidae. The record is from RefSeq and is a predicted model, not a curated record. Gene Ontology annotation, molecular function: single-stranded DNA helicase activity; single-stranded DNA binding; ATP hydrolysis activity. The transcript is spliced from 7 exons. The coding region runs from base 126 to 1289 and encodes 387 amino acids.